AGCAGACGACCGCCCGGACCAGCGUAAACAUGGCUGCAAACAAGCCGAAAGACUUGGACGGUCUUGAGAUAAAAACGCGGAGCAUCGAGCGCACGCUGCUGCCACUCGUCAAGCAGAUCUCGUCGCUGGUGUCGCACGCCGAGCUGGCGGGGCAGGGCCAGGGGCAGGCGGGGCACCGGGAGCGGCCGCUGCGGUCGGUGAGGGCGGUCGCCAGGGUGGGCCAGGCCGUCAACCUGGCCGUGGAGCGCUUCGUCACCGUGGGGGAGACCAUCGCGGACGACAACCCAGAGAUUAAGACUGACAUGUACGACGCCUGCAAGGAGGCGCGGACGGCAGGCUCCGCGAUAGAGAAGCUCUGCGAGGCGGCCCUGGGGGACUCCCCCGCCGACAGAGGGGCGGUGGUGCGGGCGGCGCGCUGCCUGCUGCAGGCCGUCACCAGGGUGCUGCUGCUGGCCGACAUCGUGGUCGUCAAGCAGCUGCUGCUCGCCAAGGACAAGGUGGCGCGGACGUUGGGCCGGCUGGAGAACGUGUCCAACUUCACCGAGUUCGUGAAGGCCUUCUCGCACUUCGGCGCCGAGAUGGUGGAGCUGGCCUACCUGACCGGCGACCGGCAGAACGACACCAAGGACGAGCGGCGGCGCGCGCAGAUGGCCGCGGCCCGGCAGGUGCUGGACAGGUCCACCGUUAUGCUGCUCGUCUCGUCCAAGACCUGCCUCCGCCACCCGUCGUGCCCCACGGCGCGGGAGAGCCGCGACACGGUGUUCUGCCAGAUGCGGCGCGCCAUGGACCUCAUCCACUACGUCGUCAAGGACGGCGUGCUGGACUCGGCGGCGCAGCUCGCGCACAUCACCAGCCAGCACGGCACGGCGCAGAGCCCGGGGCUGGUGUACAGGGACCCGGAGCUGGGGUGGCUGACGCACAGGUUGAGUGUGCUGAGCCGGCUGGGCCGGGGCGCUGGCGCGGACCUGAUCCGCGAAUACCGGGCCUGGUGGAGGUUUUUCACCUCCUCGCUGCCCCGGAGCGCCGCCGCCACCCUCGCCACCGCCUGGGCGAUCAGUGAAGAUUUCAAGUGCACCCAGGAGGACUGGGACGCGUGCCGCACCGUUUACGGCGCCCUCAAGCACCUGGAGGACAUGGUGGAGAUGACGAGGAUCACGCUCAUCGGGCCCAGCUCCAGGGAGCGGAUGACGCAGGGCUUGGACACGAUCCUGGAGCGCGUGCAGGACUUCACCGACUCGGCCUACACGACGCACGAGCACCGCGAGAACAUCCUGCUCAUCUGCGACCGCGCCAAGAUCCAGCUCAGCCAGCUGCUCAGGGUCGGCAUCAGCAUGGAGCAGGUGGAGGGCACCUCGCCGACGGAGGAGAUGGAGGUGGCCAUGCUGGGGCUGCUGCAGGCCGUGAGGGACAUGCGGGUGCAGCUGGUGCGCACCGUGGUGGACCAGACGUCGGAGCUGCAGGCCACCACCAAGACGGGGCUGGAGAUCGUGGACGCCAUCCGGAACUACGCGCUGUCGGCCGACACGGAGCGGAUCAGCGAGCUGGGGGAACGCUUCCAGGAGGUCCUGGACCACAUCCUUGAGGUGUGCAAGAUGCUGAGGCACAUCGCCUGCACGGAUACGCUGCAGGUCAACACGCGGUACGCCGAGAUCAACCUGCGGAUAUACGGUCCGCAGGUGGUGACGGCCGCCCAGACCCUGGCCAUGCACCCGCAGUCCAAGAUCGCGCGGGAGCACAUGGAGGUUUUUGCCCGAAUGUGGCAAGCCCGCCGCCCACGUUUAGCGCUGUAAUGCCGGGAGGUGAUCGAAGUGAGCCAGGCGCGGGGGAUGGACAAGCACGUGUACAUGUCGCUACCCAGGCCAGGGAAACACGGCACCACCACGAAGCCGCUCAAGGCCGUGCGCCUGGACUCGGAGGAGCAGGCCAAGAUCGCCAAGGCGGGGCUGGACAUGAAGCUGGCCAGCAGCGAGAUGGAGGCCGAGGCGGAUAAGUGGCGGGAGAGCGAGGAGAACAACGACAUCGUGAAGCGCGCCAAGAACAUGUCCUCCAUGGCCUUCUCCAUGUACCAGUUCACGCGCGGCGAGGGCGCGCUCAAGACGACGCAGGACCUGUUCACGCAGGCCGAGUACUUCGCCGAGGAGGCCAACCGGUUGUACAAGGUCGUCAGACAGUUCUCGUACCAGGUGCCCUCCAGCACGCACAAGAAGGAGCUCCUGGAGCACCUGGACAGAGUGCCCACCUACGUGCAGCAGCUCCAGUUCACUGUAAAGAACUCGACGGUCGGCAAGGCCGCCACCUUCACCAAGGUGGACAAUGUGAUUCACGAAACUAAAAAUUUAAUGAAUGUCAUAUCAAAGGUGGUCACCACGUGCUUCGUGUGCGCCACUAAGUAUAACCUGGACUUCCGCGGGCUGUCCGCCCAUGGCUCGUCUGGCUCCCCGUACCGUGAAGAUGAGGGGGUGGGGUCCGGCGCGGGCGGCGAGGGCAAGGGCGGUGGGUCGGCAGGCUCGGACCCCUCCAUGUGACAGUUCGGGAUGGGCCGGAGGGCCAAGGGUGACGCUCGGCGCACCCGCGUGUCCUUCCUGCUCUUCUAGACACCGGGCGUGCCAUACGCCCGCGGGGGUCUGCGUCAUACGACGUGACCCCGCACCGCUAGCGCUGCCCCGGCCGGGGGUUGGCCGUACCGGGGGUCGCGGGGCCCCGCAUGCCGGGCCUCGAGGCAGGUCCCAGGUCCACGGGACGCGGAGGAGACGAACGCCUCAGGGCGUCAAAAUUAAGCACCCAGUUCAUUAAUCGAGUUAAAUCGGAACAAACCGAGUUGAAAUCAGAAACAAAGUCAUUCUAGCGAAAGCGAAUUUUCCCAGUACAAUCCUAGAACUUUCCGAAACGCUCAUCCACUUUGAAACCGUCCCUCGGAGAGACAAGGAAUAAAACGAACGCCUUCCUCCUCACGCUCCGUUGACGUCGUUGAUAUGUGGACCUGCCUCUGGCCCUGGCGCGCCCUGGCGGUGCAUUUGGCAGUGUGGUGGCCCCGCCGCCCCCCACGGCGAGUCCCCGG
This is a messenger RNA of Thrips palmi, 3058 nucleotides long. RefSeq names its product alpha-catulin (gene alpha-Catr). The record is from RefSeq and is a predicted model, not a curated record. Gene Ontology annotation, biological process: Rho protein signal transduction; cell adhesion. Lineage: Eukaryota; Metazoa; Arthropoda; Insecta; Thysanoptera; Thripidae. Gene Ontology annotation, molecular function: actin filament binding; cadherin binding.